UUACAGCUAACUGAAGGGUUUGUGCAUGCAGAACCAGCUUUAAUUAUUUUUUUUAAAGUACUUUGAGCUGUGCAACAGUGGAAAAUAAUCAACAAAAAAAUCUAAAUCUAUGCUGCUUUUAAAUGUAUCUCUUGUUGAAGUGUGGGUUGACAAGCUGUCCCCGAAAUCAGAGCUACAAUGAAUUAGGAUGAUGUGGACUGCUGUUUGGCUUGGGGUUUCUUCAGCUGUAUACCAACUCUCUUGGCAAAAAGUACCAUAGGCCAUUAUAUGGAAUGAGAAAGAUGAAUAAAAAUAAACUGAUUCAUGAUUUUUUGGAAUUAGUUUCAAGAGGUGAUGUAGAACUCAUCUGUGACCAUAUUACUAAAGUUCAUUCCAUCCUUGGAAACCUUGACUUUCAGCAUCCCAAAACUGGGAAUACACCACUUAUUACUGCAGCAGAAGAAAAUCUAACAGAGGUUGUCAAAUUUCUUCUGGAAAAGGGAGCAGACAUCACCCUUUGCAAUUACAACAACCAAACUGCCGUCCAUGUGGCUAACUGCACAGUCCAAAGACAACUUUUGGCCAUCAACGGAAUCCAGGCUGCCCAAAUGCAGCUUCUACAAAGUUCAUGGCAAGGUGAUCUUGAACAACUGCAGCACUUGCUGGCAUCUGAAGAGAUCCUGGAUAUAAAUUUCCCAAACCAACAUGGCUUGACCCCUGUGAUGUUGGCUGUGAGAGAUGUGGACCUGUUUGAGAGUCUCGAUGUGUUAACAGUCUACAGACCCGUGGAGGUUCUGUCUGAACUCCUCAGGCAUCGUGCAGAUCCUAAACUCUGUGAUUUUAGUGGAAAAUCAGCAAUACAUUAUGUGUCACAAUUAGAGAGUUUUAAGAAACAGCAGUUAUUGGACAUUCUAAUGAAUUCUAUGCCAAAACAAGAGAGACAUGCUGCAUCAUUGCUUGACAUUUGUCAUGAUACAAACUCUUCUCCAACUGAUAUGAGAGUUACUGAAAACCAAAAUAUUCUCUUGGAAAGCAUCAGCAGCAGUGAG
Molecule: messenger RNA, 1028 nt
Organism: Hipposideros armiger (great roundleaf bat)
Lineage: Eukaryota; Metazoa; Chordata; Mammalia; Chiroptera; Hipposideridae
Product: 26S proteasome non-ATPase regulatory subunit 10-like
Exons: 6
Molecular function (GO): protein binding
Source: RefSeq, a predicted model, not a curated record